ACACAAGUCAUGCUUUCUGAGGUUUCACCGGGUCAUUAUAUCAUUCAACAGAAUCCCAAUCAAAGGGCUGAGUUAUUACAAGCUCAGGAACUUGCUCACUCAGGACUUUUGAUACAAAGUGCCUCCAACCAAUCGGGAAUGAUUUUACAAAAUACCAACCAACCAGGACUCCUCUUCCAAAACAGUAACCAGUCAGGUCUCUCUUUACAAGGUAGCAACCAAUCAAAUGUAUUAUUUGGUCACAAUAACCCAUCAGGACUAGUUCUACAGCAAAGUAAUGCCUCUCUUUUACAGGGGACAGGCCAGGGCGGCCUCUCUUUUAUAUCUCUGAAUCCCAGCAACCCUCUGGCUCAAACAAUUAUAUCACCUCUUCAACCUCUGCAGUCUCAUGUAAGCCCUCCAUCAAUGCUCCAGCCUGGCCUGGGGCUAGCUCCACUGAUGCAAGCAGCUACUCUGGCAUCCAGUCAGCCCAUGCUUUUAAGCCAGUCUUUCCUCGCUCAAACUGGCAUGUUCCUGCCACAGCUGGCUACUCAGUCCAUGGUGUCACGUCAGAGUGGCAUGGACAUUGGUGUUGGACAGGUCCAACAGAAGUCAUCUGCUCGUGGAUCCUCUGUGGUCAUAGACCCUCAUGCUCAUAUGUUAUCUGCCACUUUGAACUCUUCCAUCCUCAAAGCAAACCAGCUUGGUAUCUCUACGCAGAAUCAAGUGCAGAUGCUUUCAAGCAGCAGAUUUAGCGCCCCUUCAACCAACCAGAUGACUCUGCCCUCCAGCACAAACAUUCAUGUUCCUCAGAUACAGUGUAGCAGCACAACGCCAGCAGUCAGUCACACUUAUACCCUGCACUCACAGGGGACAGGGCUAUCAUCUUCUAAUGUAUCCUUUGCAAAAUCAGCAGCUCUUCCUGUGGCUCCAAAAAUGAUAUCCCCUUCCACUGUCCUAGCUAAGGUAGAUGGAGCUCCCACUCAGGUUAACUACAUGGGGUCAUUUGAUUUAAACUCAUCCAGCUUGAAAACAACCAUUCAUGGCCAGCCGUUGAAUAAGCACGCUUCCGAAAAAAUAAUGGACCUUGUCCAAAGAGCCCUGAACAACAAAGGGCAAGAACAGAUUCCAGGAGUGGAAGUCAAGUCUGCUUUCACGGAUACUCCACAGGGCCCCAAAAAAGUUUUAAAAGUUUUCAUCAAUGAAGACAUUUUACCUGGUCAAAGCACGACAAGGUCAGGUCCUUUUGGUCAGUCAUUGCCAACACAAACUGCUGCACCUUCAACCACAUCAUCAGUUGUGGCAUCAUUGCUUUCAACCAUGCAGCUUAACACAAGCAGCACUUCACGAGCAGGCCCAGAAGCCAGCUGGACAAAGAUUUUACCUAGUUCAUCACAGGUACCUGUCGGCCAGCAGCAGUGCCAACCCCAGACUCAGUCACAGGAAGGGGCAAGCUUGUGGUCAGGAACAAACACUGGCUACAUUUCAGUACCCAUUGGUCAAAAUUUAUCAGGCAGCCGACAGCAUGGUAGUAUAAAACCUCAUCCAUCGGCCCCAUUCAGAAGGGCUCUGAAACCUGCAAUUUAUCCCCAAAGCUUAAAAAGAACAUUUUCCCAAUUGUCUGCACAGUCUACCCAUGAUGAGCCGGCAGCUAAAAGACCUAUUUUUGGAAAGACGUUAAAUAAUGAUGGCAUUGUAACUGGUUCUUUCCAGCAAAUUGUGGGUAGGAAUCUCCUGGUAGAGACCCCAACCACCAGCUCAGAAACCUCAAAUGUACUUAACAAUGCACAGGAGAACUUAGAGGUAUCACAGUUUAGACCCUCUCAAGGUAGUACUGAUGGAAAUACAGGGCAGUUACCUACAAUCCAGCCCACAGAGGGGCAGCACCAGCCCCAUCACAUAGCCCAGCAGCAAAUACAUCUCCAGCAGUCACCCCAUAAGAGGGCCAGUUUCCCUCUCAUGUCCCCUAUUAAAAGACCCACAACAGCUACGCAUCCAGUUAAUGCCAUUAAAGAAAGAGCAAGGAAGCAGAUUUUGAAGCAAUCCUUGAUGAAAAAAGAAGCGUUUUCUCCCAGCAGCGGACAAGGCUUCAAGCCACCUGAAGUAGCUCAGAGAAAAAAGUCUGUGGUUUCCAGGAGAUUAAAAACAGGUAUGUGAAGCUUUUUAAAAAAUUUUAUUGUUGUCAGUACUUACGUUUAAAGAGAUAAAUUCACCCCUUCUCACUGAAGCCUUUUAACUCAUCUUUUCCGCUCCCACGGUUCAUUGAAUGGAAGUUAACCAGUACGGUACCUUUUUUAAAAAAGGAAAUUCUGAUUUUUUUUAAACAAACAAAUAGAUCUUCCUGUGGUCAAUAUAGAUUGGCUUAUGCAGAUAUGGCAUUGGUUUCCCAUUCCUUAAAUCAUUUCAUUGGUUUCUGGUCUAGCAGCUACAAAAAAUGAAUUUGAAUAAUUUUUAAUGUACAUUAUCAACAUAAAACAGUGCAUUAUAGACAUUGAAAUGUGCAUUAUGAAUGUUAUACUGUGCAUUAUAAAAUUGUGAAUUUUUAUGUCCUAGAUGUUACUUAAACUUUGUGAACUUCGUGUUAGUUGGAUGUGAUUCCUUAGCGUUAUUGUUUUGUGAAUUUUAUUUAAUCAUUCCCAAGUUCUGGUUUAGAUGUCUCUAUGGGUUUGCACUUGUGAUUUGGUUAUGAAACAUUGGACAAGAAAUUAUGAUUGAAAUAAAAAUUCUCAGGUUCUUGAGAUCUUGGUUAAUUUUGAUUGGUGACCACAAAUGUUCUUUCCCAAAAAAAACAGUCAGCCAUCAUCCUUUGAUUCACCACAAAAAAGGGAAUGUCACACUGCCGCAGCCAACGCUGGAAGAAGAAGUUGUGGCCACUCCAUUGGACUUGGGUAAAGAUCAUCCUCAUGGACCUGGUGGAAAAGCUGCCAAGGAGAAAAAUGUGAGCAGAUUGAAGUUUGAGAUCAGCAGUGAUGAUGGAUUUUCUUGUCAAGGAGAUACAGUUGAAGGUGAGCAGAGUAGCAUUCUUUCAAUUGUCUCUGUAAGAACUGCAUUACUCGGCAAGCCCAUUUGAGCAGAGUUCUGACAUUUGCGAGGUUCUUGCUCUAUUGAAUAUUAUCUUGCAAAUGAAAUGAUGGAUUUUAAUUAAGAAAGAGUUUAUUAUUAUAUUCAACCAUCUAUUGAUUUUUGCCUAACUUAAUAAUUAUGUAUCUGGUGUAAUACACAUUUUUAGUCCUUCAAGUUAACUAAGCCUAAAUUUGCUACAAAUGGCUGAACUGAACCUUUUUUUUUCUUCUUUAGAUGCUUGGAACCAGGUCCUAGAAAAAGUACAGGAUGUGAGAGCUGCAUCGAGGAUGAAACAGCUUUCCUAUGCAGGGAUAUCUGGCCGCAACAUGUUUGGUGUUGAUCACGAUGCAGUUGUUUACCUUAUUGAGCAACUGUAUGGGGCUGUUCACUGCCACAGAAACUACAAGUUCAAGUUCCAUAAAUAUGAUUUGGAUCAAGCUGAUGCUGUAAGUUGUUGUAUCUGAUCUGACCAGUUACCGAAAAAAUUUUUGAAAGAAAUUUCUUAGAUGGAAAAUUUAUCGACAGGAGUUUGAUGGAACUGAAUUUUGAUCGAAUUUUUUUUUUAGUUCACACGAUGAAUAUGAUGAAUUUUCGUCUAAUUUAUUUUUGAACGCACUAUAUUAUAUAUUAAAACAAACAAAAUUCCGGAUAUGGAUCUGACCAUACUGUGAACCAAUAUUUUCUACACAAAAAACUACAGCUAGUUAGUUAUUUGAUUCGGAAAGGCAUGUAGCCUUCUAGUAAAGGGUGCAAAAUAAUUAUAACGACUAAGUCAGACAUCAGGGUUAGAGCUAUCAAGAGUUGACAGUAUUUUUUAAAUUUAGUGUUUUUAAAAUGCUAUAACUUAUUGAGUUAUUAAAAAGCAUGAGUCUAAAAUGAAAAAAAUAUGUGGUUCUGAAUAAAAAAAAAUCAGGAUCAGAUGAGGUAAAAAAAAUUCAGAGAAUUUAAUGCAACAGUAAAAAAAUUUCUUUGCAUUCUCUUGUUGGCGAUUUUUUUAAACAACCACCAGGUCUCUUUAUAUGUAUCUUGAAAACAAAAAUUUGCAUUGAAUUAUUUGUUGGUGAGGCAAUAUUUUCAUUUUAAUUUAAAGACAUGUUAUAGCCCUAAAUCGUUAAUUAUAUGCAAUUUAAAAAAUGUAAAGCAUUUAAUAUUCCUACAAUUUCCUCAGACUUUAAUAAUAUAUUUUUCUCAGGCAUUAAGACUAGACAUAAUUGGUUAUCUUUACAGGAGGUAACACUGAAUCCAAGUGGUGCUGCUCGAUCGGAAACUUUUGGUAGUCGAAAGCCAUUUGACAUGUUUAACUUCCUCAAGUCUAUGUACAGGACUAAGCCUGGAGAUGAUGAGAGAGAAAAGGAAGAAGAAAUGGCACUCAAAUCAUCCAGGUGAGCUAUCUGCACUUCAAAUAGUAAAAACAUAAUUUCUCUAGAGCUUAAUGCCAAAGAUCAGUACCAAAAUUUAAUAGCUGAAAGUGAAUAGAUUUAAACAUUAAAAAAUAUACUUUAGUUUAAUGUACUUUGAACUUGUAAUGUUUUUAAAAAUACUUGAGAAAAACAAAGAUAACUAUAAACAAAACUGUAAUGAGACCACUUGUUACAAAAGCAAGUGAAACUUGGACCCUAUCAAAAAUGACAGAUAAGUUCUCCGGAAAAUAUAUGGACCAACAAAGGAUGAAUAUGGAUGGAGAAUACGAACCAAUCAGGAAUUGUAUAGUCUAUCAGGAUCCUAAGCUAGUAGCAGAAAUAAAAGGGACAGGCUACCCUGGGCAGGAUAAAUGCCAGAGGAGUGAAGAGGAUGCACUACCAAAACCCCCAGAAGAAAAUGACUCAAAGGCAGAUCAUGGCUUAGAUGGAUGGAUGAUAUAGAAAAACAAUGUUCAGCAGCUGGAAAUACAAGAUGGAAAAGAAAAUUAUCGGGUCUAAGUGGAAGAAAGUGGUGAGGCAGACCAAAGCCCUACAUGGGCUGUAUUUUGCCACAUGGAUGGGAUGUACUUUGAACUUAUAAAGUAGAUUUUUAAUUUGCAUAGAUGGUUACUAUUUGAAUAGUCAUUUUCAGCUUAUUGUGAAAUAUUGAACUCAUCAAUUUGUAAUUUUAGACGAGCCACAAGUUUGAGCCUUCCUAUGGCCAUGAGGUUCCGCAAACUGAAAACUUUUGCCAAAGAAGCUGUGGAUGUCUACAGAUCUAAGAUUCAUGGUAGAGGUCUCUUCUGCAAGAGAAAUAUUGAUGCUGGUGAGAUGGUCAUUGAGUAUGCAGGGGAGGUCAUCAGAGCCUCUCUCACAGACAAGAGGGAGAAAUAUUAUGAGAGCAGAGUAAGUCUUUUAAAAAAAAUUAAGGUUUAUUUUUACCUUUUCAUCCCUCAACAAUAUAUUUUCAUGCCUUCCACUAUCUUGGAAUCUUUUCCAACUCUAUCCUAUCUUAUGCAUACCUCUGAAUGCCAGGUGUUUCUGGUUUAUCCCGGUCCUUUUGAUCCCUGAGGGCUUCAUUCAAAUGCUUGCCUAGAUAUACUCGACCAAUCCAUUUAUCUCCCUUUCUGAAUUUAUUGCUACACUUGUGAAGCAAUUUAACCCUUUACAGUCCAAACCUAUUCAGCCUUGUCUACUCCCAACGCCCAAGCAAAGGGACAUAACUCCAUUUUAAAUGAAGGUUCUUUAUCUAAUUAAUUUACAGAAAAUAAACUAGAAGCAACAAAAUAAAAUAAAAACUACCUAAAUACAAAGAAAUGAUUAAAGCAAAAGUUAAACCUAAAAAUAGUUUCAGAGACCCUCCCACUCAUGAAAUAGUGAAGCUUCAUUAGGCCUAAGUUCUUUCAAAAGCGUAUCCAAGGCUUAAAUAGCCAUUUUUUACAGCGAAAAAAUCGCGACUUUUAAAAAAAUCUUAGAAAAUCAUCCCCUAAACACACCGCGGUCAAACUAGUAUCGAAAUAAAUGCCGACAACGAGGCUUUCUUCCGGUAGAACUAUAAAUAGUAAUGCGCAAUGGAUUUCCGCUGUGCUAAGAACGAAAGUAAACACCUCGAAACGGGCGGGUUCGGCCGCAUCGGACUGUAGGCUUAAGGAAAAAAUCGGCGCAUUUCGGGCGCAUCGGACUGUAAAGGGUUAAACAAUUUUAUCUUAAUAUUUUUGUGGGUGUAUUGUCUUUAAUAAUUUUAUUCUCUAAUUUGCUAAUUGUCAUUAGUGCAGUGAACCAAACACUAAACUAUUUUAUAUUUGUAAAAAAUGUAUUUAUUGGUUAAUUUAUGCAGUGGUUGGGUUCAAUUUGUGACUAUUUAUCAUAUUAUGGCUUCCUUUUGGAAGUUAAUGUUAUAUAAUGGUUAAUGUAUGUUUUGAUCCAUAAUGUAGACAUGCAAUGUUUGUGGUCUUUAGGGCAUUGGCUGCUACAUGUUCCGUAUUGAUGAUGAUGAAGUUGUGGAUGCUACAAUGCAUGGCAGUGCAGCCAGAUUCAUCAAUCAUUCUUGUGAAGUAGGUGUCAGAUUUAAAAAAAAACAUUGUUCCACUGGGAUGAUGCAAUGAUCUUGUCAGCUUUUGAUAUAUUCCUGCUGCAAUUUAAAUUUUUUUAAGCCUUUCAUUUAUCUUGACCUUUUAGAGAUGAACUUAGUUUUUAACUGAAACGAAACAAUCUCAAACAAUUUCCAAAACUCCUCAGCCAAACUGUUUCUCCAAAGUCAUUCUGGUGGAUGGCAAGAAACACAUUGUUAUAUUUGCCAUGAGGCCGUGAGUAUUCUCUCCUUUACUGAACUGUUCAUUGUAUUUGAUAGUUGUUUUUUUUUAAAUUUAAAAUGAUGGAGAAAUUACCUUGAUUAACCUUUUCAAGAACCAAUGCAGUCAUCUCAUAUAUCAUGCCAUAGUGGGAUGCAUGGGGGCCUUUUAUUAAUUAUCAUCAUCUACCCUUUUACAGCAUAUUUCAGUUUUAGAUCCUGAUAACAAAAUCUUGAUUUUAUAAUUUCAUUGUUUAUUGAUUUCAGGAUCAAACGUGGUGAAGAACUGACAUAUGAUUACAAGUUCCCCAUUGAAGAAGUCAAAAUACCCUGCUCUUGUGGGUCAAAGCGGUGUAGAAAGUAUCUCAACUGAUUUAAUCAUGUGAAGUAAUAGAUGUGCCAUCUUUUUCAAAACAUGUUCCUAUGCUUCAAAACAAUAUUCUGAUGCAAGUUUUUUGGAAAACUAAGGAAUCUCAUGUGUCAUAAAGCAUCCAUUAGGAAUUCUUUUGUCACAAGCCAGCAUAACAAUCGUAACCUAAUUUAUUUAUUUCAUGAUUGAUCGAAGUGCAAGUAAAAAAAAAUUGUGUGGGCAAAAAAACACUUGCUAGAACAAGGUGACUAAUCUGUGUAAGUUGAAGAAAUUAAUUUAUCAUUGAAGUGAAAAUGUUAUUCACAAAAGCAAAUAUUUUAGCAAAACCUUUAAUUGUUUAGUGUGAAAAUAAUGGCCAGUUACCCCCUCCCUUGGGUAUUACUUGUGUCAGGCCUGCACAACUCAAAAUGUAAGGCGGGCCGUAAUACUUAAUGAAAAACUUGUGCGGGCCAAAAGAAAAUAGGACAGGACUUGUGCAGGACAAAAAAAGAUAGGAAAAGGGGAAAGCUAUUAAGAAAAUAAGAAGAAUAUUUCGUUACUUCGCGGAUCACAAAGUGGGUGCUGGCAGGCCAUUUCUUGUGCAGGCCUGACUUACAUCAUUAGAGACAUGUUAUUAAAUUGACAGCUUGCCACAUGUAAAAGACUUCUGAGACAGCUACGGUGCCGCUGCACGAACAAUAAAUAGCGGUACCUGCAGGGCCGGAGAGCAGAUUUAUUCAUACAACCAUUGCCUUCACCAUUCGGUUGGGGAUGGUUAAAUCUUUCCAAAUCCUUUUGUGACAUUAACUUGUGUUUUUUCUGUUAUGAAGCUGUUUUUGUGUUCUUUUUGUGUGUGUGUGUGUAAAUAUGGGACUCAUAGCAUUGGAAAGCAGCGAAUCUGAUAAUAAUUGAUUUUAAAAUUUAGUAAUGUAACUAUGCAUUUUCUGGGUGGAAAAGGGGGCAGGGGGUAACUAAUUGAG
Lymnaea stagnalis (great pond snail) is the source of this 8061-nucleotide messenger RNA. Lineage: Eukaryota; Metazoa; Mollusca; Gastropoda; Lymnaeidae. The record is from the annotation of a GenBank genome assembly.